AUGCCCGCCGGCCAGUCUAAGCUGCUUUUCUCUGCGGCUUCCUCCGGUUCCUGCUCUCUCAAGCGCGCUACGCUUGCGCUUCCUCUUGUUCCUCUCAGCUCUGAUGUGGUGUUGCCGUCCGGGAAACGUUUUGGGUGCCUCGUCGUCCGGUGCGGGGGGAAUGGUGGUCGUUCGGGGAGAAACAGUGGUGGUGACGGCGCUGGGGGAGGAGGUGGCGGUGGCUGUGGCAGUGGCAGUGGCGGCGGCGGAGGCUGGGGAAAGGAAGGGCCGGAUGGAGAUGGGUCCUCGAGCGACAAGAAUAGGUUGGAAGCGCUCCUCGCUCUUUCUGAGGCGGGGAAGUCUCUUGAGAGCAUCCCCAAGGAUUUGGCCAGCGCUAUCCAAAAUGGGAGAAUCCCUGGGACCGUUGUGACGCGCUUUCUAGAGCUCGACAAGUCGCCUCUCCUCCGGUGGCUGCUCCAGUUCGGCGGGUUUAAGGAGCGUCUCUUGGCAGAUGACCUCUUUCUGGCUAAACUUGUGAUGGAGUGCGGUGUGGGAAUCGUCGCCAAGGUUUCUCCCCUUCAUGCUACGCUUUCAGGACCUUUAUUGAUUCAUUAUCGCUUUUUCUUCGUCUCCGUACCCUCAUACCUACACUUUUACCUGCCAUGUAAAGUAUGCCAAGUAUGGGUCGCUCGCCAUUCGGCGGCAUGCAUGGAUGUGCCAUUCUUAUUUUAACUUCUUAUUUUCUCGUCUGUACAGUCUGUAGUUCUCUCUCUCUCUCUCUCUCUCUCGCGUGCGCGCGUGCGCUUCGUCUUUGUAUAUAUGUAUGAGUAUGCAUACACUUCUAUGACUAGGUAUAAACGUAAGGUGUGUGAUGAACAAAAUGGCAACAAAGACAGGCACCAAUUACAGUUGCUGCAACCUGAGAGCAUUAACUAAAGAGUUUUUUUAUGCUUACUCUAUGGUACCUGGUCAGCAUAGUCUCAAGUUCUGGUUAUUCGUACACUUUCCUCAAAUUUGUUCAACUUGAUUUCAUCCCUUUGCCCAUCGCAUUUAGGCACCUGGUGUUUUGUUAGUUAGAUUUUAUAGGCUUAUAAUUAUUGUGUCGAAAUUACUUCUAAUUCCUUCUCAUACUGCUGUCCAGUAUUCAUCUGACAGACUACACGAUAUAUUUUGUUUCUGUCGCUGAUAUCCAUUUUAUGGCGUGAUGUUAGUGUGAAAAUCAGCAUCUUCUAUUUCUAAAUAUGAUUGUGGAUAUUUCAGUUUUAUCUCUAUGCCCAUCUAGUUUUCCCUAUCUUAUUCUAAUUUUAUCUUUGGAAAUUCGUUACCGUUUCUUUAAAGUUGCUUAUAGCAUGCAGAAUUUAAUCUGUCAUUUAAGAUUUAUGUACAUGCAUGCUUGAGAAUUUUAUUCAUUUAUUGUAAAGGGCCAUUUCUCUUUCUUUAUAGUUGACCAGGUUAGAGUGCAAUAGAUUUCCACUUGGACCGUUUUCAGUUCUUGGAUUCUUAUACUUUGUUGUUUGUGGUUAACAAAUCUAUUCUUGGAAACAAAACAGAGCAUUGAUAUAUUCAGGUAAGCAUUUUCUUUCAGAGAAUCAUGUAAAUAAUCAAGGAAAUCUGAAAAUACUCAUGGCAACAGCUUCCAGUCUAUCAAGUGGAUAGAUCCGAUGCAUCCUAAACCAACUUCUCUCUGUUUUUAUUUCAAAACUAGGAAUAUAAUUUCAGGAUUUUCAAUGUUUUUAAUGAGCCCAGUCCUUUCAUCUGCACGAUGACUCUUCCAAGAUAAUCGGAAAAAACAUUGAUUAUUUUUGUUGCUCUUCCCAACAUACCGACUUACGCUUUGAAAGUAAAUAGCUGUCCAACUGUGUCUUUUUGAACAUACCAGAAUGGAAUAUGAAUGCUAACCAUGUUAUUCUCUAAGGCCAACAUAGUCAUAAUUAUUAAUUGCUUAAAACACUUUGUAAUACCUUUCUGUAGACUGGUAGAAUAGGAGCCAGUCCAGGCUCUCAUUUUCCUUCUCUUUAGCAAAUUUGGGAUCUUAUUCAUAUGAUUGAGGAAAAUUUCUUCCUAAUCAAAAUCUCAGUAUGUGCAAGCAUGAUUACUGACAAAAUCUGAACUCAAAUUUCAGAGUUCUCAAUUCCAUUACCCAGCUUGGCUGUGGUAAAAUAAAAUUACCUACAAUUUGUUGAAAUACAGUGUAAAUACUGUGUUAGCAGUUGGGGUUAGGUGUAUGACGUGUAUGACGUGUUCACUUAAGGAAGCACGUGAACAUCACCUGUAUGUCUCAGGAUGUAAGGCUCUAUGUCUAGAACGUUCUCCCAUGGAUCUGUUCUAAAUAACAGACCCCUGUCUCGAUGUAAACUGAUCUUGAAGUUAUUUUUCCCUCAUAUAAAAUAAAUAGAAGUUCCUUUUUUUCCCUUCCACGAGAAGGUCUGUCGUUCUUCAAGAAACGAAGGAACUAGAGGAAAUUCAACACAAUUCUUUUCUUGAGAUGGUUUUGGGUUUUCCUUCAAAUUUCCAUAACAAAGAAGGAUGUUCAUUUAUUCAUUUAUUGGAUAUUACUUUAAAAAAGAGAUUUGCAUUAGUUUUUUGGCCUCCUCACUUAUUGGUUUAUUUUUUCUUAGCUUUAUCAUUUAUUGGUUUUCUUAUUCUUCAUAGAUCUUGGCAUUUAGAAACAUUUUGUACCAUUUUAAUUUGGUGCUCGCAUUCUCAGACUGCUGCAGAGUGGGAGCGUCGCAGGGAGAACUUUACAAAGGAGUUAGAUUUUGUUAUUGCGGAUGUGGUGCGUCUUCUUAUGGAUACAACAUUUUUCUUUUGAAAUUAUCAGAUGAAAUCCGUCAAAUUUUUGGAGUUCUUUGGCAGGAGACAUUCAGAUCAUGGAUAAUUUAGUGUCAGGAUUCUAAAGGGAUCAUUGGCAUAUAUUGAUGUCAUUGUUACAACCCUCUUAGACAUUCGAACAAAAACAAAAUUCUCCGUGAUGGGGUAAGUUUCCAAAGCAUAAAUAUGACAUGAGUUGUUUGGACGUCAACUCUGAUUUCACUAUGGCUAUAGAGUAUUCUAUUGUAAAGCAAGCUGUCAGAAACUUAUAAAAUGACUCUAUGGUAUACGAGUACGAAAAGAGAGAAAAAACCUUAAUGAGAAAAAUGUGACAACAUUUUCCCCUAUUAGAUGUGUAGAGAGGCUGUGGGGCGUGUACAGCAUACGACCAAAUUUGGGUCUUGUGGGUCUUUAUUUUGAUAAAGUCAUUGACACACUAAAAACCAUAUUCUUAACGUAAUGAAAAUUGAGCUUUGAGUCAGCCUAGAUAUUAAAGAAUGUGCUUUAUUACUCGUAUGUUCACAUAAAAAAAAACUACUUUUUAAAACUAAAUUUCGUGCAUGUUUUGAGUGUUGAAAUCACCCAGUAAUUCAUAGAAAGGGGUCUUACAUGAAAGAUGGUGGCUAAUUUAAAUAAUAACUGUUGAACAAUGAGCAUAAAUCAUAUUUUUAUUUCAUGGUUCAGCUUGUACACCACGGAACUUGUACUCUAAGCAUCAUUGAUCCUAAGGUUGUAGCUUGUUUUCAAUCCUAUUUCUCUUCGAGAAACAUCAAAUUUAUUUCCAAAUCUUAUGAAAGGGUUAUUUUUUUUAUUUUCCCUCCUUUUUCAAGGUCAGGUGGAAAGAAGAUUUUGCAUAAUUGUUGUGUUCAGGAAGAACCGUUACAGUUAAUUUAUUCAAGGUCAUAUUUCCUGGGUUUUAGUUGUUUCUUAACUUGAUUUUUAAUGAGCUGCAGCAGUCAGGAACAAUGAACGUUAUGCCAUCUUCUUCCAAUAUAUUGCUUUUGACAAAAGCAUUAUGGCCUUCUCCUAGUAAAUAUUUUUUUGACAGUUUCCUUUUUUUAUUUUGACCAGAUAUAAUGCCCGGUAAUUGCAUGGUAAAUUUAUUCUAUGCCAUUUUAACAUAAGAGAAAAUAAUACAGACUUGUUGAGGUAUGAGAUAGCAUUCCAUUAUAUAGCUUAUUAACUAAUUUUGGAAACCAAUGAGUGUUUGCUUUUUCCUUUUUCUGAAUCUUCUUUGGUCAAUGGAUUAAAGGACUAUAGUGAUUGAACUUUCAUUAUUCACUUCCUGUCUGAAACACGGCAAUAGUAGGGUUUUUAAUUCCUAUACAAUUAGAUUCAUAAAUAGUGUUAUGUUGUGUUCAAAUGAAAAACCCUUCUGUAAUUCUGAUUAAAAUUACCUAGAUGAUAUAAUUUUGGUCGUCUGGUUGCUGAUUUUUAGUAUACUUUACAAUAAGUUGUAAUUUCUUGUAUGGGUUUAUUCAUGUGGUGAUUCUGUGUGCUAUGCUGUUCUCAUUUUCUUUAAAACAUUUUGUCUGAAAGGUUUAUAGCUAUGAUGUGAUGGUCUUCUCCCUUGUUUAAUCAGCUAUAAAUCUUUAAUUCUUUACAAUUUCUGCUAACAUGGUAAUGUUUUAUUUUAGGCAAUGGCCAUAAUUGCAGAUUUUAUGCUUGUCUGGCUUCCUGCUCCAACAGUCUCUCUUCGUGCUCCUCUUUCUCUUGCUGCUGGACCAAUCGCCAAUUUUUUUCAUAGCUGCCCUGAUAAUGCUUUCCAGGCUAGUUCUUGUUCUGUUUGCCAAUACCUGAUUAUCUUUUCAAAUCAGUUUUGACUGAAACAUCCUUAACUCUUCCAUACAUUCUUUUGGCGACAAUAUUUUUACAGAUUGCGUUAUCUGGAACUUCAUAUUCUCUUUUGCAAAGAGUGGGAGCCAUAAUCGUUAAGUAUCACACAUUCUUAUUAAAAGUUUGAAGGCUUAUAUCAGUGAUUAACUCUGUAAAUAUUUUUCUUGCAGCGUAAUGGAGCUAAGCUCUUUCUAGUUGGCACUAGUGCAUCUUUGGUAUGCCAGUUAUUUCCUUUCUGAGUUUUUACGUUUCUUUCUCUUUUCUAAAUCCCGAAAUGUUCACUCUAAGGGUUUCACAUGUGAGCUGUCUCAUAGAUUAUGGGCUGCCAGGGCAUUCAUUGGGAUGAAAACACUUGAAGGAGAGAUAAGAGUCAAGUUUUAGAACUCUGACUGCUUGGCCAUACCUAGAAAGUACUUAGGCUAAAUUGGGUAGUUGUAGAGAUGGGAUCCUCACAGGGCGGUGCAGUAGAAGGUUUGACCGUAUUGUGCUGGUUGUGGUCCAAGAGCUGCGGUGAUUAUCUGGAGGGAGGUUAUUCAUUGAGUCCAAUGUUAGUGGUUCAAUGAAACCUUACAAGCUGAUAGCCAAAAGAACUGCCCACUGCUUUGGAAUCGUUCAUCUAGAGCCCUCUAAAAUCCUUGAAUGGUCUGAAGUAUUUAUUAUUUGGGAGGAGGCUCCCUUGAAUAAAUAUAUUGAAAGAGCAUGGUUUCAGACGCUUGCUAGUUGGUGGUAAAGCAGGGGCAGGGAAAUCCUUCAUCGCUGCAAGCCUGUGUUUCUCUGCCACCGCAUAUGUCACAAAGCUCUUGUUCGCAACUAGUAAUGUUUGGUUUCACCGAAUUUUAUGCUUUCCUUUAAAGAAGAGAAGAGGGACUAAAAUGGGAAAACAAAUUAGAGAUGAUUGUGGAAAAGUGAGAAGAAAUACGAACCACACACUUUCCAAGACCUAGAAUUCUAGUGUUAGUACUCUCUCUCUCUCUCUCUCUCUCUCUCUCUCUCUCUCUCUCUCUCUCUGCGCUCUCUUAUGAAACGGUUGGUCGAAAAUGUGUGCAACUUUUGCAAUUAUAUUCACCUAGGUCAAAAAUGCUCUGGGGCAUGCUUGAAGGUUUGCUUAAAUUGUGUAUUUUCAGGUGGGUACUGGUGCAGUCAAUGUCCUGAACAAUGCUAGAGGAGCAUUCGAUAGAGAAUUUGCCGAAGCAUCUGAGGAUGUUCCUGUAUUGUCAACAAGUGCAGCGUACGGCUUGUACAUGUCUGUUUCCAGCAAUCUCAGGUACAUGGCUUCCCAAAAUAUUUCAUUUAUACGAAAAAUCAAACAACCCAACCCAAGCUUUUUCUUUCUCAGUGUGAUCAACAUUCAAAGCUGUCUUUUUCAGACAUGGGAUUUUUCACAGAGAAAAAUGAAAAACUCUUUGGUGGUGUUUUACCCAUUGGAAUGACUUAGUUUCUAUUUAUGCAUAUCUGAUUCCUUAUAAACAUCAUUAAGCCUAAUCUUCAUAUAGAUAGAACUGAUCUCAUGCAUCAAACCUAUACUAACAUCCAUCCGAAAAUAAAUAUAGUCAAGUCAACACAUUACUAGUCCAUCAUCAAACUCCCCGGUCAAGGCAUGUAGCAACACCAGGGAAACAAUUCUUCUUUGUUUCUCAUAUGUUAGGAGUCAUUAUUUACAUGAAAGUAUAAGAGAAUCCUAAAAGCUGAGACUGGAUCAAGAUGAUGAUGAUGAUGAUGAUGAUGAUGAUGAUGAUGAUGAUGAUGAUGAUGAUGAUGAUGAUGAUGCAUCUUAACUCUUGAGUAUUAUGUUCCCCAAAGGUACCAACUACUGGCUGGAGUGGUUGAGCAGAGGAUACUAGAGCCGCUCUUCCACAAGCAGAAGCUCGUCCUCAGUGCUCUAUGCUUUGCUGUCCGCACUGGAAAUACAUUCCUCGGAUCAUUGUUGUAGGCGUCUCUCAUCUCCUCUGAGUCUCUCAUCCCAUUAUUGUCUUGGUCCAAUAUUUUCUUCUCUAGGACGUCUUUUUUUAUCUCUACCGUUGAUUAUAAACAGGUGGGUCGACUACGCUCGUUGGAUCGGAGUCCAGCAGGUCCGUGAAUGA
This is a messenger RNA of Spirodela intermedia, 6707 nucleotides long. Lineage: Eukaryota; Viridiplantae; Streptophyta; Magnoliopsida; Alismatales; Araceae. The record is from the annotation of a GenBank genome assembly.